This is a messenger RNA of Cherax quadricarinatus, 5432 nucleotides long. It is a transcript of the gene mle, whose product is annotated as dosage compensation regulator mle. The record is from RefSeq and is a predicted model, not a curated record. Gene Ontology annotation, cellular component: intracellular anatomical structure; nucleolus; cytoplasm. Gene Ontology annotation, molecular function: 3'-5' DNA helicase activity; ATP binding; ATP hydrolysis activity. Lineage: Eukaryota; Metazoa; Arthropoda; Malacostraca; Decapoda; Parastacidae. Gene Ontology annotation, biological process: positive regulation of transcription by RNA polymerase II; regulation of mRNA processing.
UAGUGUUCGCUGGACCAGUUUGGUGUUCACUGGACCGGAUUGGUGCUCAUAAAAACAUAAAGAACACUGCGGAAGGCCUACUGGCCCAUGCAAGGCAGGUCCAAUUCUUCUGCCGGCUUAAGCCAACGCCCUAACCUAGUCAGACUGUCAAGAUGGCUGAAAAUGCAAAAUCAUGGCUUUAUGCCUUUUGUGGAAAGAAGAAAGUUACUCCCAGUUAUGAAGUUAGAAAUUCAGGUCCAAAGCAUCGGCAGCGAUUCUUGUGUGAAGUACGAGUCCCUGGCUAUAACUACAUUGGUGUUGGCAAUUCAACAAGUAAAAAAGAUUCUCAGUCAAAUGCUGCCAAAGAUUUUAUACAGUUCCUUGUUCGCCAAGGAGAUGUACAGGCAAAUGAGAUUCCAGAUUUGCAGAUGCCUGAUUCUGGUGGUGGGGAGGAGGAUGCUUCCCGCACUGAAGGCGGAGGAGAGUUCAAGCUUUCUGCCCCAAUGGCUCCUGUCCCAGGUCUCAGAGAAGAAGGAAAUGUUUACCAUCCUAUUCAGAGGGAAGGUCGACAGAUGACCUACAUGGAGCGCAUACAAGAGCGGAAAGCCACAGAAGAUGCUGAAGAUGUAGAUCUUACUGCAAAUAUUCAUGGUAACUGGACAAUUGAAAAUUCUAAAUCCCGUCUGCACAUGUUUCUUCAGACAAACAAGAUAAAGGCUGACUAUAAGUAUAGUGCCAUUGGACCAGACCAUAACAGGAGUUUUGUGGCUGAAAUGUCCUUCUAUGUAAAGCAACUUCAAAGAGAUGUUUAUGCAAGAGAAACUGGAUCCAAUAAACAAGCUGCCAGUAAAAGUUGUUCUCUCUCACUUGUCCGUCAACUCUACCACCUGAAUGUUAUCGAGCCAUUUUCUGGGACACUGAAGAAAAAGGACACUGAGCAACUGAAACCAUAUCAAGUAGCACUUUCACCUGAAGCUGUAACGCUGAUAGACUCUGUGAUUAGGACUACAGGUGUCCAUCCAGUUAUGCCAGGUAGUGAUCCUUCCCAACCCAGCAGUCUGAUCCCUGAUGUUAAGCUGGCAGAAUUUGAGUUAUCUGAAGCACCUCAGUCUACUGGUGGAGUGGUGUCCUGGUCUCCACCACAACAAAACUGGAAUGCAUGGACCAGUUGUAAUUUGGAUGAGGGUCCAUUGUCUACACUCUCUUUGGAUCAGAUUAGUGCUGAUUUGCAAGGAGUUCAUAAGGACCGCCUGCAAACUGACCAAACAUUACAGUCACUAACUGAACAGAGAACCCAGUUACCUGUGUACAAAAUGAAGCAGGAUAUAAUGGCUGCCAUUUAUGAAAAUCCAGUUACUAUCAUUAGGGGCAACACAGGCUGUGGUAAGACAACUCAGGUUUGUCAGUUUAUCUUGGAUGACUACAUUCAGUCAGGAUCAGGAGCCUACUGCAAUAUAGUUAUCACACAGCCACGUCGUAUAUCUGCAGUGUCUGUUGCUGAUCGUGUUGCCUGUGAGCGUGGAGAAGAUACUGGUAAUAGUGUUGGAUAUUCUGUACGGUUUGAGUCUGUGCUUCCAAGACCAUAUGGUGGAAUAUUAUUCUGUACUGUUGGAGUUCUGCUGAGAAAGUUAGAAGCUGGACUGAGAGGUGUAUCUCAUGUGAUUGUUGAUGAAAUUCAUGAGAGAGACAUCAACACAGAUUUUAUACUUAUUGUGUUACGUGAUAUGGUGCGUGCUUUCCCAGAUCUUCGCAUAAUUCUCAUGUCUGCAACCAUCGAUAUUUCACUUUUCUCAGAAUAUUUUGCUAACCCAUGUCUGAUUGAGGUACCAGGACGAGCCUACCCUGUACAGGAAUAUUACUUGGAGGAUUGUAUUGAGCUUACAAAGUUUAUACCCCCUCCUGAUACUAGAAAACGUAAUAAAAAGGAGAAGGAUGAAGAGCUUCCAGGGGAUGAGCCAGAAGAGAACCUGAAUAUUGUCAGCUCAAGUCAUUAUUCAGAUGCCACUAGAAAAUCUUUGUCCAUGAUGAACGAGAAGGAUUUGAGCUUUGAACUGGUAGAAGCUUUACUGAAAUACAUAGACACACUUACUACCCCUGGGGCUGUACUGAUAUUCCUUCCUGGCUGGAACCUCAUCUUCAGUCUCAUGAGACACCUGAAGCAACACCCAGUUUUUGGGGGACAUCAGUACUCUGUGUUACCUCUGCACUCACAACUUCCACGAGAAGAUCAACGCAGAGUGUUUGACUCUGUUCCAGAUGGUGUUAGGAAGAUUAUCCUGGCAACAAACAUUGCUGAGUCUUCCAUCACUAUCAAUGAUGUUGUGUUUGUGAUUGACUCUUGCAAAGCAAAAAUGAAACUCUUCACAUCACAUAAUAACAUGACCAACUAUGCAACGGUGUGGGCUUCACGAACCAACUUGGAACAACGUAAAGGUCGAGCUGGAAGAGUCAGGGCUGGCAUUUGUUUUCAUCUCUGCACUAAGGCUAGAUAUGAUAAACUAGAUGAACACAUGACGCCAGAGAUGUUCCGCACACCCUUACAUGAAGUGUCCCUCUCAAUCAAGCUUUUGCGUCUAGGAUCCAUUGGAGAAUUUCUGUCCAAAGCUAUUCAAGCUCCACCCAUUGAUGCUGUUAUUGAGGCAGAAGUCACACUAAGAGAGAUGAAGUGUUUGGACAGCAAUGAUGAACUAACCCCUCUUGGACGUAUCCUGGCAAGACUACCAAUAGAGCCUCGCCUGGGAAAGAUGGUGAUCCUGGGUUGUAUUUUCUUUUGUGGUGAUGCCAUGUGUACCAUUGCUGCACACAACUCUACUUCUCCUGAAAUUUUUAUCAUCCCUCCAGAAUACCGUCGACUUAGUCCAUUUCAACGUGCUUUUGCUGGCAACCGCUACAGUGACCACAUAGCAGCAUUAAGUGCAUUUAAUUCAUGGGAGGAAGCCAGAGCUGGUGGAGAAAAUGCUGAGAUUAGGUUCUGUGACUACAAAGGACUUUCUAUGCCUACAUUAAGGGUUACUUGGGAAGCAAAGAAUCAGCUGAAGGAGUUGCUUGUCAAUACUGCUGGAUUUCCUGAAGAGUGUCUUCUGCCUCAAACAUUCAAUUUUUAUGGUCCAGAUCCUAAGCUAGACUUGGUAGUGGGCCUUCUAACUUUGGGACACUAUCCAAAUGUCUGUGCUCACAAAGAAAAGCGUAAGGUGUUGACAACAGAAUCCAAGGCUGCUCUCAUCCACAAGUCAUCUGUCAACUGUAGUAAUCAAGAAUUAAUAUUCCCCUCACCUUACUUCGUGUUUGGAGAAAAGAUUCGCACUCGAGCUGUGUCGUGUAAGCAAAUGACAAUGGUGACUCCAAUCCACUUGAUGCUGUUUGGAUCUAGACGUGUGGAAGCUGUGGAGGGUGUUGUUCGCUUGGAUGGGUGGAUUAAUUUAGAUCUCCCAGCUGAACUUGCAGCCAAGAUCUUGACACUGAGGCCAUCUUUGGAGAGUCUCAUUGUUAGAGGAGCAUCAAACCCUGAGGGUAUAACUGAACCUUCACAUCAAGAUGAACAAGUAAUGAACUGCAUUCGCCAGUUGUGCCGCAUGAAUGCAGGCCGCUACAACAUGGAACAAAUUGGUAUGGGAGGUUUUAACACGCCUAGACCACCACGUCAGUUUGGUGGACCACAGAUGAAGAGAAUGAGGACAGAUGAUGGUCCAGGUGGUUUUGGAGAUAGCAAUGGAGGGUUCAGAGGAGGUUACAGCAACAACAGUGGGUUUGCAGGUGGUAGGGGCUAUGGUCGUGGAAGCCGUGGGGGUUAUGGUGGUAGCCGAGGAGGAUUUGGUGGCGACCUUGGAGGUUAUGGUGGUAACCGAGGAGGAUAUGGUGGCGACCGUGGAGGUUACGGUGGUAGCCGAGGAGGAUUUGGUGGCAACCGUGGAGGUUACGGUGGUGGCCGAGGAGGAUUUGGUGGUAGCCAAGGAGGAUUUGGCAGUGACCGUGGAGGUUACGGUGGUAACCGAGGAGGCUUUGGGGGCAACCGUGGAGGUUUUGGGGGAGGCUUUAGUAGUGAUGGUUGAGGUUUUAGUUUCAUUGGAGAUUAUGGGGAUAAAAGAGAACUUAGUAAACUAAACAUUUUAGAAAUAAUUAGCAAUCUGGAAUGUAUUAUGGAAAUUUGGUUCUUUUUCUGAAUUUAAUGCACUGUAUUCAUUUCCCUAAUUACCACUUGUUUCAUUUUGAUUACGAUUUUUUUUUUUUCUCCUCUUACAUCUUUACCUAAAAGAAAGGAAUAAAGGAAUGUGAUCACCUGUCAAGCUUUAUGUAAUGAUUGUAUGUGGCUAUGAAAACUAGUGCUAAAUGUGAUCUAAUUUAUGAUUGUUCACCAGUUGUGACAAGAACAUUGCUGAUUAUAUACUUAGUACAAACUUUAAUACUUUAAGUUGGUAAUGUAAGCUUAAUUUUCACCAUGUCAUAUUUAUACAAUGUGGAAAUUAACUAAAUAAAUAGCUUACCUAUACAGGUUGUUCUCUAAGCUUUAUACAGGACUGUAUAUUGAAGGGUUAUAUUGAAACUAGCAAAACCUGGUACCAAAGCAGUUAGAUUACAACCUUAGUUUAAAAAAAUAUAUAAAAUAUUUAAAAUUCAGCUAGAAUUUCUGGAGUUCUACUAAAUAUUAAUUCUUAUUGUUAAUUGACCUGCAUGAAAUUUAUGAAAGCAAAAUACCAGUGAAAUCAGUUUUAUACUGGACUGUCCUCUUGUUUGCAAACAAUAUUGUUGUAUUACACUCAAGGAAAGCAUUAAACCCAUAAGUGUAAUAAGGCUGCAAACAGUAUUAGUGUAAGACAUUCCCAUUUAUAAUCAGAAGGAAGCACUAAACCCAUAAGGAUCAUGCACCACCUGACUGAGGCAUUCAGGUUUGAGCCAAGGCAGGGCAUCAGCUUGUUUAGUAUGUGGAAUAAGAGUGAAUCAGGUGGGGUUCAAGGAAGAAGAGGAUAAGUCCACUUCCUGAGAUCACAAACACCCUAAGCAGCAUCAUGGUGCCUCACUUGAGGUAAAAUGUGAAUUAAGAGGGGAAAGGAAGCUCAUAUUCCCUCAAAGAUCUUAGCUUCACCAGUCUCAAAGCACCUUCCUUGAGGGUACCAGCAGCUCGUAAAAUAGGUUUGAUAUAAUGUAGUACUGUAGUUCAAAAUGUGGAAUUAUUUUGCUUUAUUAUUAUUAUAAUCAAGGGGGAAGCGCUAAACCCGGAGGAUUAUACAGCGCCUGAGGGGGGGGGAUGUGGAAGGCAUUCAGGCUUAAUUCGGGGAACUGGAGCACAGAUCCAAUUCCCUAAAUCAAGAGCCCCUCACCAACAUCAAGGAACCUUCCUUGAGGGGAAACUUUAGAUAAGCAGUACACUUUAUCUUAAAUCUGCAUUUGGGUUUAGUGCCUGUGUAUGGUUGAUAAUCUCAUCCAUUUAUUUGAAAAAUAAACAUUAAAAUUGGAAA